AUGACUUUAUUCCCAGGCGUUGCGCUGGUCACAGGUGCCGCAUCAGGAAUCGGUCGCGCGACAGCUAUCGCGUUCGCCGUGGACGGCUGUCGUAGAAUCGCUAUCUGUGAUCGGGAUUUACCUGGUUUGGAAGCGACGAGGGCGUUUAUUUUUGAUGGAAAGAAGGGUAUGGAUGGGGAUGUCGAGGUGGAGGUACUUGAAGUUGAUAUGUUGAAGGAAGAUGAUAUUGAGAGGAUGGUGAGAGAGACGGUGUCGAGGUGGGGGAGGGUUGAUUAUGCUGUUAAUGCUGCUGGAAUCAUCGGUAACAACGCGCCCUCCACAUCUACCUCGACCGCCCAAUUCGAUUUAGUCACCAAUAUCAACUACCGCGGGUGCUGGCUCUCGUCUCGCGCUGAACUGGCGCAGAUGCUGCGCCAGGAGGUGUUGCCGAGUCAUGAUGGGAGGCCUGGGGAGAGGGGAAGUGUGGUUAAUAUUGCGAGUCAGUUGGGUGUGGUGGGGCGGCCGAAUGCUCGUGAGUUUCUUUUUGUGUUUCCUGCUUGGGAAGAGAAGAAGGAAGCGGUGGCCGGGGGCUGA
Molecule: messenger RNA, 573 nt
Organism: Lachnellula hyalina
Lineage: Eukaryota; Fungi; Ascomycota; Leotiomycetes; Helotiales; Lachnaceae
Product: Levodione reductase
Exons: 3
Coding region: 1-573 (190 amino acids)
Molecular function (GO): oxidoreductase activity, acting on the CH-OH group of donors, NAD or NADP as acceptor
Source: RefSeq, a predicted model, not a curated record